CUAUAUGUUCAGACGAAUACUUCAACGAGUCAAGAUGUCCGGAAUAAGAGAGGAAGAUUACCAGGUGAUCAAGGAAGGGAAAGCCACUGUGUUGGCUCCCAAAGAGGAUAAAGUAUUUUAUAACCCCAUACAACAAUUCAAUCGAGAUUUAUCGGUUAUGGGGAUCAGAUCCUGGCUGAAACUUUAUCAACAGGGGAAAGAAGGAAGUAGGGAUCUUAAGAAGAAGAGAAAAUUGAAUGAUGAAAGUGUCGAGUCUCCUGCUUAUAUCCGGAUAUUAGAAGCAUUAUCAGCCACUGGAUUAAGGGCAUUAAGGUAUGGGCACGAGAUACCACAAGUUGAGAAAGUGAUUGCCAAUGAUUUAUUGGGGGAAGCGGUUAAUUCGAUUAAUCGAAACAUCGAAUAUAAUGAAUUACAAGAGAAAGUGGAAGGAAAUUUAGGAGAUGCAAUUAAGUAUAUGUCAACGGUUAAGGAGAAAUUCCACGUUAUUGAUUUAGAUCCUUAUGGAACGGCGACCCCAUUUAUUGAUCUGGCAUUACAAGCCAUUAAAGAAGACGGGAUGCUUUUGGUUACGUGUACCGAUGCAGGAGUGUUAGCAGGAAGUGGGUAUCCAGAGAAAUGUUUUGCAUUAUAUGGGGGUAAUAAUUUUGGGAAUACGUUUAUGGGGAAUGAGAUGAAUCACGAGGUUGGACUUCGAUUAAUAUUGGGGACGAUAGCUAGAGAAGCUGCUAAGUAUAAAAAAACAAUUGAACCAAUGUUGAGUUUGAGUAUUGAUUUUUAUUUCCGAUUAUUUAUCAGAGUUAAAACGAGUCCAAUUGAAGUUAAGAAUUUAGCAUCCAAAACCAUGAUUACCUAUCAUUGUAGUGGAUGUGGACAAAAUAAGAAUCAAUACUUAGGAAGAAAGCAAGAUAAGAAGUAUCAAACUGCGAAAAAAAUAACCAUUGGAGAAAAUUGUGAAUAUUGUCAAAGUUAUUUUAAUAUUGCCGGACCAAUGUGGGGGGAUAAGAUCCAAAAUGAAGCUUUUAUUAAGCAAGUAUUACAAGAGGAUAUUGACGAAGAGGUAUACAAGACCCGAGAAAGAAUCAGAGGCAUGUUAACUCUUGCGCUUGAAGAGUUGGAGGAACCAUUCUAUUUUAAUUUAAAUCAAUUAUCAUCGUUUAUGAAGGCCCCGCCCAUGCCAAUCAAUGAUUUUGCCAAAGCCGUUGGGGAUUUGGGAUACCAGGUAUCAUUAACCCACGCCAAAAAAAACUGUAUCAAGACCGAUGCUCCCUGGGACCAAAUUCUUAAGAUUAAUCAAGCGUGGUUGAAACUCAGUAAUGAGAAAUUGAUAAUUGAGUACCGAGAGAAAGUGGCCGAGAUGGACGGCGACAAACGGGACAAGUUGCAGGAGAAAAUCAACCGACUUGAAGCCAACCCCAUUAGCAAUCCCAAUUUAACUCCCGGAAUGAUUGGGUAUAAGAUAUUGGCCAAUAUCAAUUGGAGUGCCAGUGAAUUGCAAAAAAUCAAUUUCAAGACCGCCAAUGCCACCAGCGACAAGAUUUCCCAAUUGAGAAAGGUGAAAAUGCUUAGAUUUCAAGAAAAUCCAACAAAGAACUGGGGGCCCAAAUCCAAACCCAGUCAAUAAAUACCUCUACAAAACACAACAAUAAACUAAUUAGAUAUAUUGCCAAUGUAGCCUAUUAGCAAUCUAUACAAUUAAAUAAAAAAAAAGGGUG
This is a messenger RNA of Hyphopichia burtonii NRRL Y-1933, 1712 nucleotides long. It is a transcript of the gene TRM1, whose product is annotated as tRNA (guanine26-N2)-dimethyltransferase. The transcript has a single exon. Gene Ontology annotation, molecular function: RNA binding. Lineage: Eukaryota; Fungi; Ascomycota; Pichiomycetes; Serinales; Debaryomycetaceae. The record is from RefSeq and is a predicted model, not a curated record. Gene Ontology annotation, cellular component: nucleus. Gene Ontology annotation, biological process: tRNA N2-guanine methylation. The coding region runs from base 35 to 1621 and encodes 528 amino acids.